UCUUUAUUUUACAGGAUAGGUAGCCGCAGCAGUCCUAGGUUUGGCAAUGGCGACGGGAGGCUCGCCACCAUUUGAGGAGACAUCACGGACCAUGGAUGUAUGUACACCUCUACACUAUGCCGUCAGGUCGGGAGACCUGGAUAAAGUGAAGGAGUUGGUCAGAUCUGGGGCGGACAUCGGAGCAAAAGACAGUGACGGACGCACACCUCUUAUGUAUGCCGUGAGAUAUGACAAAGAAAAUGCUGCGGCAUUCCUCGCCAAGAAGAUGACUGUCCAGGAGUUGAGUGUGGUGGACGAGGUCGGGUCCAAUGUGUUACACUGGAUGGCUUUCUGUCGUUGUCCGUGGACACAGUUGAUACUUGACACAGCUGAUAAAUGUCCUCGUCUGCUACAACAGGAUGAUAGUUCAGGGGACCGACCAAUAGAUAUUGCAAGACGUAAAUCACCACGAAGUCAUGGUGUUUACGCCAUUUUCGCACAAAUAGAGCAGAGACAGCAACAGAUACAGCAGCAGCAGCAGCAGAGACAUCAGCAGAUACAACAGCAGAGACAGCAGCAGAGACAGCAGCAGAAUGAUCAGCAGAUACAACAGCAGAGACAGCAGCAGCAGCAAUAUACCUCUGGAAUAGCUGACAAUGUGGAAAACCCUUGUAAUACCAUCAUUACUGUCGUUGGUCACCAUGGAGUUGGCAAGUCUUGUUUUGUACGACAACUCAAAAAGGAAUUUAUUUCAGAAGGUGGACCGGGUUCAACAGAUACCGCUGACUUCAAUGUCAACGUUAUAGCCUACAACCCAGAUACCGGGUUUAGACAGAAACUAGAUAACACUGGUGAAAUUGAGACGGGUCUUCAGCGACUAAGACGUCUCAUUGAUCGACACCAUGACGGGAAGAAUAGUUCUGUACAGACAUCUGUAAACCCAAGCACGGGAGCACUACCUGAAGCAACGGUGAAAGUGCAUGUUAGGAAGAAGACAGGUGCCAAACAGAAAAUGAGACAGUUCUUCUCGAAGUUACCGUUCAAAAGAAAAGAAAGAGAAAUACCACAACACUUUGAAUUAACGCAAGAACAAAAAAGUGUUAUAGAAAAGGUGAUGGUUACAGAAAAAGAGGAUAAGCAUGAUGGGAAGGUGAAGGACUAUGUCACAAUCUACGACUUUGGUGGGGAGAAGGUGUUCUAUAACACUCAUCACUGUUUUAUGUCAAGCAAUAUGGUCUUCGUCCUGGUGUUCGACGUGGCUAUGUGUCUUGAUCCAAGCCGAGCAAAAGAUGGAUAUGAGCGAAUCGAGUUCUGGCUGAGGAAUAUCGCUACCUAUGCCAUCGACAGAGCAGCACAUGGUAAAGGAACUCCGCCAGUCAUCAUUGUUGGAUCUUAUUUGGACCUUGUUUCUGAACAUAAAGAAGAACAGGAAAGGAUGUUUGCUUCGGUGCUAGAAAAGAUUUACGAGAAACCUGAACUCCGUGAAAUUAUGGCAACCCACGUCCAGGAAAUGUUCCCCAUAGCAGAUCUGAAUGAUUCCACUAAAAAUCAAGAUACCUACGAACGGGUAUGGACAAAGAUCCUAUCGAUUGCCCCUCUCCAGUCUCAGUGGAUGAAGCCAGUACCUGCAAGAUGGAUUGCCUUGGAAUACGAGCUGGUGAAACUGAAGAAUGAAGGCAUGAUUAUCUUGACAUAUGCUGAUCUGUUAGAAAUCAAUAGCAAAACAGCAGUCCCAUUAGCAGAAAAUGAAGUAAUGAAGUUUCUAAUGAAACUAAGGUUCUCUGGAUCGUUCCUCUGUUUUGACCUCCUUAGCAAGAGUCCAUUCAUUGUUCUUCAACCACAAUGGAUAAUUAAUGCAUUCAAAGCCAUCAUCACUGCUCCAAAAUUUACAUCUAACCUAUCGACCAAGCAAAUACUUAAAUGGACAGAGUAUGAGAAAUCCGGCGUAUUAUCACACGAGUUCAUCAGGCAACUUUGGGAACGUCCUGUGGAAUAUCGGUUCUUAGAUGAGGAAGAGAGACUCUACAGCAUCAUGGAAACCCUUGGACUACUUACUAAACCAAUAUCGGUAGAUGCCGAGGUGGAUUACUUCAUAGUACCAAGUAUCCUUCAAACUGCAGAUCCUGAGGUAAUUAGUCCAGUUCUUGCUGACCCCUACACAGUUACCACUGUCACUCUUUGUGUGAAGUUCGACAACCCAUUCAUCCCGCAGGCCGUGUGGGACAAGAUGAUUGCCUCCUGUAUUCACAGGUUUCAGCGACUGAAAGAGUUCGGAGAUGAUGGUUUGAUGUUCAUCCGACGCGGAUUUGUCUGCCUGUCUGUGGAUUAUCUGUGGAAUAUGAUCAUCAACUGCAGGGACAAUGCCAUGAAGGUUACUAUGUUCAAGACGGAUACAGAUCACUCCGUACGAACAGGAACUGGAAUUGACCUACUCAGUAUUCUACAAUUUCUUCUCCAGCGGAUUCUAAAGUUAAAUCACCAAAGUCAUCUAGAAUACCAAUUCUACCUCCACAACGACUUCCGGUUCACGGCAGCUGAACAGAUGGUUAACGUGAACGAUUUACGGCAGACAGCACCUCUUCGAUGCUACGGUUCAAAAGGCCACGAAUGGAUAGACAGAAAUGACCUCUACAUCUGGUUUAAGAACCCAGACGAGAAGAAGAAACGGUCCCGUAAGCGUUAUGUUGGUAAGUCAAUGCCCUUCAACAGCGAUAUUUUACAAAUUUGA
Molecule: messenger RNA, 2707 nt
Organism: Mizuhopecten yessoensis (Yesso scallop)
Lineage: Eukaryota; Metazoa; Mollusca; Bivalvia; Pectinida; Pectinidae
Exons: 9
Coding region: 47-2707 (886 amino acids)
Molecular function (GO): protein binding
Source: RefSeq, a predicted model, not a curated record